Molecule: messenger RNA, 2586 nt
Organism: Chanos chanos (milkfish)
Lineage: Eukaryota; Metazoa; Chordata; Actinopteri; Gonorynchiformes; Chanidae
Gene: dnm1a
Product: dynamin 1a
Exons: 22
Coding region: 1-2586 (861 amino acids)
Biological process (GO): synaptic vesicle budding from presynaptic endocytic zone membrane; receptor internalization
Cellular component (GO): plasma membrane; synapse; cytoplasm
Molecular function (GO): microtubule binding; GTP binding; GTPase activity
Source: RefSeq, a predicted model, not a curated record
AUGGGUAACCGUGGGAUGGAGGAUUUGAUUCCGUUGGUAAACCGAAUGCAAGAUGCAUUUUCGGCUAUCGGACAGAAUGCCAAUUUGGACCUUCCACAAAUUGCUGUUGUUGGAGGCCAGAGCGCAGGGAAAAGCUCGGUCUUGGAGAACUUCGUGGGAAAGGACUUCCUCCCCCGUGGCUCUGGCAUUGUCACCCGCCGCCCCCUAGUUCUGCAGCUCAUCAACUCUCCGACAGAAUAUGCUGAGUUCCUGCAUUGCAAGGGCAAGAAGUUCACAGACUUUGAUGAGGUUCGGCAGGAGAUCGAGGCUGAGACAGACCGUGUCACCGGUCAGAAUAAGGGCAUCUCACCCGUGCCCAUAAACCUGCGUGUUUAUUCCCCAAAUGUGUUGAACUUGACUUUGGUGGAUCUGCCAGGAAUGACCAAAGUGCCAGUAGGUGAUCAGCCAGCUGACAUUGAGUUCCAGAUCAGGGACAUGCUGAUGCAAUUUGUGACAAAGGAGAACUGCCUGCUGUUGGCAGUGUCUCCUGCCAACUCAGAUCUCGCUAACUCUGAUGCCCUCAAGAUCGCCAAAGAAGUUGACCCACAGGGUGUGCGGACUAUUGGUGUGAUCACUAAACUGGAUCUGAUGGAUGAGGGGACUGAUGCACGAGAUAUUUUGGAGAACAAGCUGUUGCCACUGCGUCGAGGUUACAUUGGGGUUGUUAACCGCAGUCAGAAAGACAUUGAUGGGAAGAAGGACAUUAAUGCUGCCAUGGGAGCAGAGAGGAAGUUCUUCCUAUCCCACCCUGCCUACAGACACCUGGCUGACCGCAUGGGUACACCUUAUCUGCAGAAGGUGCUCAACCAGCAACUGACCAAUCACAUCCGUGAUACCCUCCCUGGGUUGCGGCAAAAGCUCCAGAGCCAGCUGCUGUCCAUUGAGAAGGAGGUGGAGGAAUACAAAAAUUUCCGUCCCGAUGACCCAUCCCGCAAGACCAAGGCCUUGCUGCAGAUGGUGCAGCAGUUCUCGGUGGACUUUGAUAAACGCAUCGAAGGCUCUGGCGAUCAGAUCGACACCUACGAGCUGUCGGGUGGAGCCAGGAUCAACCGCAUCUUUCAUGAGCGUUUCCCUUUCGAGCUGGUCAAGAUGGAAUUUGAUGAGAAAGAGCUUCGCAAGGAGAUCAGCUACGCCAUCAAGAACAUUCACGGCAUCAGAACUGGGCUCUUCACCCCGGACAUGGCCUUUGAGACCAUUGUGAAAAGGCAGAUUGCGAAGAUUAAAGAACCAUGCCAGAAAUGUGUGGAUAUGGUCAUUUCUGAGCUAAUCAAUACUGUUAGGCAGUGUACCAAGAAGCUAGCUCAGUACCCCAUGCUGAGAGAAGAGAUGGAAAGGAUUGUCACCCAGCACAUCCGUGACCGGGAGAGUCGUACAAAGGAUCAGGUUAUGCUGCUCAUUGACAUUGAACUAGCCUAUGUGAACACCAAUCAUGAAGAUUUCAUUGGAUUCGCAAAUGCUCAGCAAAGAAGCAGCCAAAUCAGUAAGAAGAAGGCAGCUGGAAAUCAGGAUGAAAUAAUGGUGAUCAGGAAGGGCUGGCUGACCAUUAACAAUAUUGGCAUCAUGAAGGGUGGAGCUAAGGAGUACUGGUUUGUCUUGACUGCUGAGUCACUGUCCUGGUACAAGGAUGAUGAGGAGAAAGAGAAGAAAUACAUGCUUCAAGUGGAUAACCUGAAACUGAGGGAUGUUGAGAAGGGCUUCAUGUCCAGCAAGCACAUCUUUGCCCUGUUCAACACAGAGCAGAGGAAUGUGUAUAAAGACUAUCGUCAGCUUGAGUUGGCGUGUGAAAGUCAGGAGGAUGUGGACGGCUGGAAGGCCUCGUUCCUUCGGGCUGGUGUCUACCCGGAACGUGUUGUGGAGAAAGACAAGAGUGACACCAGUGAGGAGAACGGCUCAGAUGGUUUCAUGCACUCCAUGGACCCACAGCUGGAGAGGCAGGUGGAGACCAUCCGUAACCUGGUGGACUCCUACAUGGCCAUUGUCAACAAGACAGUGCGUGAUCUCAUGCCGAAGACAAUCAUGCACCUCAUGAUCAAUAAUACAAAGGACUUUAUAAAUGCAGAGCUGCUUGCUAACCUGUAUUCAUGUGGAGAUCAGAACACACUGAUGGAGGAAUCAGCAGAACAGGCACAGCACAGGGAUGAGAUGCUGCGUAUGUAUCAUGCCCUGCGUGAGGCCCUGAGCAUCAUCGGAGACAUCAGCACCAGCACUAUUUCCACCAGUCUGCCUCCACCUGUUGAUGACUCCUGGCUACAGGUGCAAGGAGGCCGCUCUGGAGGACGGUCUCCAGCCACCAGUCCUACACCUCAAAGGAGGGCUCCUCCUCCAGGACCCCCGGCCCGGCCAGGUUCUCGGGGUUCGGCCCCUGGACCUCCCCCUGCAGGAGGUCCACCUGUCCCCUCUCGCCCUGGGGCAUCUCCAGAUCCGUUUGGUGGGCCACCCCCACAGGUUCCCUCCCGGCCCAAUCGUGCACCCCCUGGUGUGCCCAGCCGGCCAAGCAAGGGCAGCCCUUCACGUCCCGAGAGCCCACUUCCUCCAUUCGACUCUUAA